AUAAUUCCCGGGCGAGCGGUGCCGAGUGGACUCAAUCCCCAACAAACAAUGGCGGGGAAUCUCUCACUCGCCGGCAACCUCUUCGCCGCCGUGGACGUGGGAACGAACUCCUUCAAGCUCCUUAUGGUCCGCGUCGACCCCACUACCGGCAGAUUCCUUGCCCUCGACCGCCUCAAGGAGUCCGUCGUCCUCGGCCGCGACAUGCUCUCCUCCACCGCCAUCUCCUGUGCGUCCCAGCAACGCGCCGUCGACGCCCUCCACCGCUUCCAGCAAGUCCUUCGCUCCCACCGCGUCGCCCCCUCCCAAACGCGGCUCGUCGCGACCUCCGCCGUCCGGGAGGCCGCGAACCAGUCUCAGUUCCUGAGAAGUAUUCACCAAUCCCUAGGGCUCGAAGUCGACGUCUUGUCCGGCGAAGAAGAGGCACGCCUUACAUACAUCGGAGUGCUUCAAUUUCACCCGGUUUUCAACAAGACUGUCCUUACAAUCGACAUCGGAGGUGGCUCCACCGAAUUUGUGAUAGGAAGAAAAGGUCAAGUUAUAUUCGGGACUUCGUUGAAGCUAGGGCAUGUAACGUUAACAGAGGAAUUCGUGAAGCGACAUGAAAUUGAGAGAAUGCGAGAACACAUUCGCAGUGCGAUUCGAAAAUCUGGAUUGAUCGGGAAGGUUGGUGAAAUUGGUUUUGAUGUAGCCAUAGGUUCGUCUGGUACGAUUCGUGCGAUUGAAAAAGCAGUUUUCCAUAGAUAUGGCCGGGGUUUGAUGGAUAAUGAGAGGUUUUCUGACGGGUUCAGGCCAGAUUGGAGGUUUAGCAGAGGGGAAUUGAGCGAUCUUGUCGGAGAGCUGUGCUGCGAGGAGGAGGGAACUGAAGAGAAGGUUAGGAGAGACGAGUUUUUCAAGAGGCGGUCAGAGUUUAUCGUGGCCGGUGCCGUGUUGUUAGAAGAGAUAUUUGGAACUCUUGGCAUUGAGGAGAUGGUGGUUUCUGCGUAUUCAUUAGGGGAGGGUGUUGUUACUGAGAAACUGGCUGCUGUAUUUGAAGACUAUGAUUUGAGUGCAAAUGCAAAAUGGCGAUCUGUGGUUCGCCUUGCGACAAGGUUUAACAACAAGAAGAUGAUGAAAUCUGCUGCUCUAUGUACUGAAAUUGGGAAGGAGAUAUUUGAAGGUGUAAGGAGAUGGAGCGAACUUGGUGCUGGUCAAAACAAACUGGGGGUUUCCUUAAAUGACAAGGAUCUUGAAUAUCUUGAAGCUGCCUGUUUGCUUCAGAGUAUUGGAUUGCUUACUGGAAAGAAGGGUUACCACAAGGAGUCGUACCGGAUGAUUAUGAACGGUGAUCAUCUUCAUGGUUAUAAUUCUGAGGAGGUUAAGAUGAUAGCCUUGCUUGCUAAACAUCACAGGAAGAAAUUUCCGAAAUUGGAUCAUCAUUCUCUUGAAGGAUUAACCAAAGAGAUGAAGCAGAAGUUCAGAAUCCUUUGUGUAAUUAUACGUGUAUCUAUUGUAGUACACCAGUACCUGCCCAAUUUUCAAGACUUCAAAUUUUCCCAUUCUCGUGAAGGGUUCAAACUGGAAGCCUCACAGUUGCAGAUUAACCGAAUAAAUAUUGUUAAGAUAAUUCCUGAGGAGGAUUUGGCAUUGUCCCUAGAUGUAGAGUGGGUAUUUUUGCUCAUAUUUCCUAUUUGGGAAUGCUGUAUUUUCUUAAGUCAAAACUGCUCUAUGGAAAUGUGUUUAAAAGGUGUACAAAGUGACUUGAUUGGGAGAGAGUUCGUCAACCACUAGCAAAAGGUGGUGUAUGUAUCAGAAAGUUGAGAUCUUUCAGCAAAGCCCUUCUUGGUAACUUGUUUUGAAGGUUUGCUUCUAGGGAUGAUAGUAUUUGGAGAACAGUUUGUCAUGUUUUAAGGCAGUAAUUAUAAUUUUCUUUUCUUUUCUGUUAUAGAUAUUUGUCCUUAGCUAUAUGUAGUUAUGCUUA
Messenger RNA from Diospyros lotus (date-plum), 1957 nucleotides. RefSeq lists its product as uncharacterized. The record is from RefSeq and is a predicted model, not a curated record. NCBI's taxonomy places the organism in Eukaryota, Viridiplantae, Streptophyta, Magnoliopsida, Ericales, Ebenaceae. The transcript is spliced from 6 exons. The coding region runs from base 49 to 1767 and encodes 572 amino acids. Gene Ontology annotation, molecular function: pyrophosphatase activity.